AUGGUCUUCGCCCUCAGGCAGCUGCAGGAAAAGUGCAUUGAACAGCGGCAAGACCUGUACCUGUUCUUCAUAGACCUGACCAAAGCCUUUGACACUGCCAGUAGACCCGGCCUUUGGUCCAUCCUCUCCAAACUAGGCUGCCCCCCAAAGUUUGUCAGAGCUGUACGGUCCUUCCACGACAGCAUGAUGGCCAGAGUGAUCGAGAACGGAGAUGUCUCUGAGCCCUUCCCUGUAACCAACGGACGGUCGGGCAACCUGCAGCCUCUGAAGACCCACACCAAAAUGCAUGAAGCUCUGGUCCGCGACUUCCUUUUUGUUGACGAUUGCGCGCUUGCUGCUCACUCUGAAGAAGACCUGCAAUGCCUAGCUGAUUGUUUCUCCGCCGCUGCGAAAGCCUUCGGGCUGACAAUCAGCAUAAAGAAGACAGAGGAGUUGUACCAGGCAGCCCCUGGUGCCAGCAGGCCAAAGCCAGUCAUCAGGAUUGACGGCACUCCACUCAAGAAUGUCGAGGAUUUGACCUACCUAGGAAAUCUCCUGGUGUGGCUUGAGCGCGGCAUCACACAGGGGACGAAAGUUGCAGUGUACAAAGCUGUAGUACUGUCAUCACUCCUGUACAGCUGCGAAACGUGGAACUGCUACCGCCGACACGUCAAGAAGCUGAACCAAUUUCAUCUCCGCUGCCUUCACAAACUCCUGGGUAUCCACUGGGAAGACUGUGUGACUAACCAGGAGGUCCUUUGCCGUGCUGCCCUGCCUGGCAUCGAGGCCCUGAUCAUACAGGCUCAGUUGAGGUGGCCAGGCCACGUGAUGCGAAUGGAAGACAGCCGUCUUCCAAAAAGCUCUUCUGCUCUGAGCUGGCCAGAGGCACAAGGAAAGAGGGAGGCCAGAUCAAGCGCUACAAAGACUCCCUCAAGCAGUCCUUGCGGGCCUGCAACAUCUCCAUCAUAG
Penaeus indicus is the source of this 948-nucleotide messenger RNA. RefSeq lists its product as uncharacterized. The coding region runs from base 1 to 948 and encodes 315 amino acids. The transcript is spliced from 3 exons. NCBI's taxonomy places the organism in Eukaryota, Metazoa, Arthropoda, Malacostraca, Decapoda, Penaeidae. The record is from RefSeq and is a predicted model, not a curated record.